AUGGGAAUCGACGACACUUUCCCCUUCUUAUUAAAUUUAAAAUGGUUAAGAAAGAAUUAUCGUCGGAGAGGGGUUAUCCUGCUUUGGGUGAUUGGAAUUUUGGCAUUUUUGCUUUGUUGGGUAUUGCUAACUUUGUUAAUUUUGUUGGCACAAGAAGCUUUACUCGGCCCCGUUUUCUUAACAAAAUCCUCUUCCUCCUCUCUUUUAACAGUAGACCCAGAUUCUUAUGCUGGAAGGGGAGUUCAACUUUUGGUUGGGCACUUCAAUGGGAAUUUGCCGGCAGAGAGAAGGGCUAACUUAACUGAAGGUUUUUUGAGACUAUAAAUCUUGAAAAUAUUUAUAGACGAAUUAAAUAAAAAUAAUUAUUCGCCAAUUCCCGAAGCGGGUCAAAAUGGACACCCUGUGGAAUUGAGUCCGGAAGAGGAGAAAAGAGCAGAACAUACUUUUGGUAUUAAUCAGGUACUAAACUUUACAAAAAUUUCCCCCAAAAAACUUUUUUUACUUCUUCAAAUAAAUAAAUACAUUUCCAAUCAAAUAAAAAUAGGAUUCAAUAAAUAAAUCAAAUUUUGUAUCAAUAGUCGGUAUUUUGUUCAUGUCCC
Messenger RNA from Meloidogyne enterolobii, 599 nucleotides. The record is from the annotation of a GenBank genome assembly. Lineage: Eukaryota; Metazoa; Nematoda; Chromadorea; Rhabditida; Meloidogynidae.